Rhea pennata is the source of this 7837-nucleotide messenger RNA. It is a transcript of the gene TMTC1, whose product is annotated as transmembrane O-mannosyltransferase targeting cadherins 1. Bases 1 to 2829 code for a protein of 942 amino acids. Gene Ontology annotation, biological process: protein O-linked glycosylation via mannose. The record is from RefSeq and is a predicted model, not a curated record. NCBI's taxonomy places the organism in Eukaryota, Metazoa, Chordata, Aves, Rheiformes, Rheidae. Gene Ontology annotation, molecular function: mannosyltransferase activity; protein binding. The transcript has 20 exons.
AUGGUGACGGGCUCGGCGCGGGGCUCCCGCAGCCGGGACCGAUCCGCGCCGUCCGCCCCGGGCUGCCCGGGGGGCGGCGGUGCGGCGGCGGCGGUGCUGGCGGGGCUGUGCGCCCUCUGCUACGGCAACUCCCUGCGGGGCGAGUUCGUGCACGACGACGUCUGGGCCAUCGUGAACAACCCGGACGUGCGGGCGGCCGCCCCCGUGACCGCCGCCUUCGCCAACGACUUCUGGGGCAAGCGCAUGGCCGAGAAUACCAGCCACAAGUCCUACCGGCCCCUCUGCAUCCUCACCUUCAAGCUAAACAUAUUAUUGGCUGGUAUGAAACCCUUCUAUUUCCAUGCAGUGAAUGUAAUUUUACACUGUCUAGUGACUCUUGUGCUGAUGUAUACGUGUGACAAAGCUGUGUUCAAGGACUGUCGACUUGCUUUUGUCACAGCGCUGUUCUUCGCUGUGCAUCCCAUUCACACUGAGGCUGUAACAGGUAUUGUAGGCAGAGCGGAUGUCUUAGCCUGUCUACUCUUUCUGUUGGCUUUUCUCUCCUAUAAUAGGAGCGUGGAUCAGCUCUAUGUUGGGGAACAUUUCCCUCCCACUGCCUCCCCAUUCUUUUUGCUGCUUAGUUUAUUUCUUGGGACGUGUGCAAUGCUGGUGAAAGAAACUGGAGUCACGGUGUUUGGCGUGUGCUUGGUUUAUGACUUCUUUUCCCUCUCCUGCAAUGGACUCAAGCUGAGAAGUGGAGGGGUCCACCAGAGGCCUGCACGGCAGCCCGCGGCCUCUCCGUCAGCCUCGCGGCAGACGCCUCUGUCGGGCAAGGAGAACGGAAAGCACCGCUUUGCUCACCGGGGCACCUGGAACGCCUGCCACCCCGCAGCGCCUGAUGAGCCGCGGUCCAGCGGCCUCUCCGUGCCCAGCAAAGCCAUGUGGGCCAUUCGUAGCUACCUGACUGCAAAUAACAACCAGAAUUUCUUGUAUACUGCAAGGCCAUUUUUAAAGAGAGCUGCUUUGGUGGUAAGCUAUGUGAUUCUCAUUUUGUAUUUCCGCCUCUGGAUAAUGGGAGGAUCCAUGCCAAUGUUUUCAGAACAGGACAAUCCAGCUUCAUUCUCACCAUAUUUACUGACAAGGUUUCUAACUUAUUCCUACCUUCUGGCCUUCAACGCGUGGCUCCUGCUGGCACCCAUAACUCUGUGCUAUGACUGGCAAGUCGGCAGUAUCCCUUUGGUCGAGUCUGUCUGGGAUGCAAGGAACUUGGCCACAGUCUUCCUGGCGCUGGUGCUGAUGCUACUCAGCCUCCACUGUAUAGUUGCAUUCAAGAAACUGGAACACAAAGAAGUUUUGGUUGGCUUGUUGUUCCUGAUUUUCCCGUUCAUCCCAGCCAGCAACCUCUUCUUCAGGGUGGGAUUUGUGGUGGCAGAGCGAGUCCUUUACAUGCCGAGUAUGGGGUACUGCAUUCUUUUUGUCCACGGCCUAAGAAAGCUCUCUACGUGGUUAGAGAAGUGGAGAAUUACUCUUCUGACUCUCUUUGCUUUACUGCUGCUGCUGUUCUCUUGGAAAACCGUGAAACAGAACGAAAUCUGGUUGUCAAGAGAAUCCCUUUUCAGCUCAGGAGUGAAGACUCUACCCCAUAAUGCCAAGGUGCACUACAACUAUGCCAAUUUUCUGAAAGACCAGGGACGUAACGUUGAGGCUAUCUACCACUACAAAACUGCUCUCAAGCUGUACCCUCGUCAUGCAAGUGCUCUCAACAACUUGGGGACAUUGACCAAAGAUGUGGUGGAGGCAAAGGACUAUUACAGACGGGCCCUUCGGUUAAACCCUCAGCACAACCGUGCACUGUUCAAUCUCGGCAACCUGCUCAAGUCCCAAGGGAAGAAGGAGGAGGCUAUAAUCCUACUGAGGGAUUCCAUUAAAUACGGCCCAGAGUUCGCAGACGCGUACUCAAGCCUGGCUUCCCUGUUAGCCGAACAGGAACGACUUAAAGAAGCAGAGGAGGUUUAUAGGGCCGGCAUAGAGAAUUGUCCAGAGAGCUCUGAUCUGCAUAACAACUACGGUGUUUUCCUAGUUGAUACUGGGGCUCCAGAGAGGGCUGUGUCCCACUACAGACAGGCCAUCCACCUGAGUCCAAAUCACCAUGUCGCCAUGGUGAACCUGGGCAGGCUUUACCGCUCUUUGGGUCAGAACAAAGAGGCUGAAGUAUGGUACAAAAGGGCACUGAAGGUAUCCCGGAAAGCUGAAAUCCUGUCCCCCCUUGGGGCUCUGUAUUACAACACUGGGAGGUAUGAAGAAGCUUUGCAGGUUUAUAGAGAAGCUGUAGCACUGCAGCCUUCAAACAAAGAGAUCCGACUGGCGCUGGCCCAGGUUUUGGCAAUGAUGGGGCGGACAAAGGAAGCUGAAAAGAUGACAAACCAUAUACUCUAUGAAGAUGUGGAGUGUCUGGAGUGCUACCGCCUUCUAUCAGCAAUCUACAGCAAGCAGGAGCACUAUGCUAAGGCACUUGAAGUUAUAGAUAAAGCUCUUCAGCUAAAACCAAAGGAUCCAAAAGUCCUAUCAGAGCUCUUUUUCACUAAAGGAAACCAGCUAAGAGAGCAGAAUCUCCUUGACAAGGCUUUUGAGAGCUAUAAACAGGCUGUGGAACUCAACCCAGACCAAGCACAAGCCUGGAUGAACAUGGGAGGCAUUGAACACAUCAAGGGGAACUACGUCACUGCUCGCAGCUACUAUAAGAAAGCUUUACAGCUGGUUCCAAACAGCAAGUUGCUGAAGGAGAAUCUAGCCAAACUGGAUCGAUUAGAGAAGAGGUUACAAGAAGUCCAGGAAAAAGAUCAGACAUAGCAUUCAACCACCAGUAGAAAGAAAGUCGUGUUCCUUGAAGAAGAGUAAGAUGGAAGCCUAAAAGUGACACUGAAGGAACUUUGAUAUGAUUCAGAAUUACGGAAGGCAAAUUUUGGCUGCAUGUUUGUUUGACCAAAGUUACAGGAGACACUCAGCUCAUAUGAUGAGACAUGCUGGAGGAUGAAUAAAAACCUCCCUGUAGCCAAGAUUCAUGUUUAGGUUGAACCCAUCUUAGUCACACAAGUAAUGUGGGUGGGACAUAUACCUUUAAUAUCUUGGUUAUUGCUGGGGAAGCUGUGGAGACAAAGCACUCAUCAACUGCUGUGAAGGUGAAGUAGCACCUGUUGUUACUCAAUGCAGAUUCAACUAGUCCACGUAAAGUACCACUGAUGGGCUAUAUUGCAAGUGCUGCCAGGUCCUUCUGAACCAGGAAGAUGGCCAUAAUGGUCAUAUAAAAGGCUUUCAAGGGGUUAAUGUUGAGGAAAUGGUGGCCACUUUUACAACUCUAAAUGUGACUUGCAAGUAAUCCUAAAGAAAGAGAAAAUUGUGUCUGAAUAUCACCUUAGAAGGAUGAUUCUACAAUUAGGACAAAUGAUCCUUUGAGGAAAAAAUGCAGCUGAAUGUUUUACUCAUAAGAGAGUCAUUUUGUAAUAAUUCAGGUUCACAAUAUCAGUAUUGUUAAAUGUCAUAUGGCUUUACCCUUUGCCCUCUCCCUCCAGGCCAAGUAAUUAUUACUCUGAAAAAGCUGGAAGCAUCCAAAAACAAUGUGAAGCUCUAGAAUUAUUUGUCCUCCUACCCAGUCCCCAGUAAAAAACGAAUAAACAAAAAAACCCAACUAAUCUGAUCAACAUAGGAGGUAAAGUAAAGCCACAGAGAGAUUAAGGAGGAUUUGGUAGGCUGGAAAGGUACUAAGGAGGCUUUUUAUGGGUGUGCAGGGAUGAAGCCCAUUUAUCACGGUGAUAACACUGAUAAAACACAUUGUCAAAGUGUUCUCGCCUCCUCCCCCAAGAGAUGCAGAAAAUGAGCUAUAGCUGAUCAGUCAUAAAUCUAUAUUUUUAAAUACUGAAGUGGGGAAGUGAGUUCUCUUCAGAACUGAGGAUUUUAUUUUUGAGCUUUAUUUAUUUAACUUAUAAUCAAAUAAUUAAUAUAUUUUCUCUGUUAUAUAAGAAUUGGCCAGUGUCCUUCACGGCUGGCCACAUGGCUGGGCAUUGUGACUCAUAUUGUCUGAAGUCAGAAAAUGCAGCACCACCAAGGCAUGCUUCAGUAAUUUGCCCUGGUGGUAUUUCUAAAGCAUAUGGCUGCAAAGUAUGUUGGACCAAACUAUCAUUGCAAUAACAGCACUUCUACUGGCUCCAAUUGAGUUUGCACCAGUUCAGCACAGAAAACAUGAAGGGUUGGUGGGACAGUGCUUGGUGCCACUGUCUUUCGGCUUGGACAGCUGGGUAGGUCAUCAGCUUAUUCCUCUUGUAGCAGGAAACUGCCAUAAAGCUUGUUAUAUUUGAGCUUGAUUUUGCUCACUCUCGACAGAAGGGCAACCCAGAGCUUGCUUAGGAAGAAGCCCACGUGGUGAAAACCCUUGCGGUGCCUGGGCUUAGCCAGUGCUGAUUGGGUGUCUCCUUCACAAGCACCAGGUUCGCUUUAUAAGGGGAGAGAGCCACAUGCUGGUGGCCUCGUUGGAAAAGCUCAGUCCAGAAUCCCAGCCUGUGCCCAUAGCUGACCAGAGAGUGGCUCAUCCAGUCAAUGGGAAGGAGAAGAGAUGGUCAGAGGAGGAAGGCUGGUGCAGACAGGUUCCUGGGCUUUCCCCCUUCAAAUCAACUUCUUUAGUCUCAAGAGAGCAGCUGGGACCACAGCCCAUGCACAUUUUGAGCUAGCAACAGCCUACUUUUCUUUCCAAGUCACGGGCUUGGGCUGGGUCAGCAACCAUUCUGUCACACAACUUUUAUGGCCAUAGACUUACUGACUGGGUUUAUGCAGAGGCCUAGUGCAAGUGCUCUGCUAGGUCCUUCCCAUGGAGCAGUUCUCAGGUGUCCGGCAUUGCACUGCCAAGGCGUUGGCAAUGCUCUGUGGACACAGCAUGGGGAAACCAAAGUUUAAACGGCCUCUGAGAGCUAUCAUUUCCCUGAUGGGCAAUGCAUAAUUAUAGAUGGUUCGUAAUGGAGAUAUUUAGAGGUGCUCAGGCCGUGCUGAACUGCAGGGAAAGUUAGCUGCUUCCGAACUGGGCAUCACAGGUUCCCUGUCAGGGUAUCUCCAUGACAGUGGCAGUAAAAGGCAUCGUACUCACAUAAAGCUCGCUGCCUUUUCCCAAGGAAAGCCUCUCUUCCAGCACUGGCCCCAGCCUACGAUGCUGCGGCAUGGCGGCGAGUUCAGCAGUGGUGGAGCUGCAGUUGGUGCAGACCCUGAGAGCAUCAUUGUACAAAGCCUCCCAUAUAUGGGGCAUAUGCAGAGAGCACGCCUACACCUAGCCAAAGGGGAGGACCGUGGCUCGUUUAAGAAGGUGUACGAGCUGUAAACUUAGUCUCAAGAAAGCAGGUUAAAUAAAGACUAUAUAUUCUACAAGCCACACACCAGUAUGGCUUUAAAUUAUGGCCAAUGAAACAUAUUUUUCAAAUAUAAAAGAAGAUGUAUUUUUUAUAGCAGUGCUUUGGAAGGGAGGUGACUUACUUACUUAGUUUUAUGUUUUCAGUUUUGAUGUAGUUGAGUUUGUGUUUCCUGAGACACCUAGUGCUAAUGGUGAUCUCGUUCUUGUCCUAGAAUCCGAUCAAAGCCAUCUUGACCUCCUAAAACUGAUGCAUAUGCAAUGUAACUGAUGCUUUUAGGUGUCCCUGUGAGCUCCUGGAAAAAGAAUUACCCUUUUUUUGCCAGGCUAGCUUACCUGUGAAAGGAUAUAGGGAAACCAUCCUCCCAGUGAGGGAGGCAGUGUUACUGGAAGGAAUGUCAUAUGUUCACCCAGAAUUAGGCAGGUAAUAUAUCAAUGUAGUUUAAUCCCAAGUAAACUGCAUUAUGUUUGUAUGCUGAAAGGUUGAGUUUCCACAUCUGUGAGCUGGGUUUAUGGUCAUUAUAGGGAGAGGAGGGGUCAUUAAUGAACCCCCCCCAUUCCUGAAGUAGCACUUUAUAGCCCACAUCUAUGCAGGAUGGCAGUCUGCAAACUGGGAAAGUAUUUGGUGAAUGACUCAGGCCACAAGCUACCAAAGUAAUUAAACCCUUGUGAAGAUUUGAGCUCACUCUCUGUCUCAUUGACUUCCAUGCUAAAAUGCUGUGUUUAUCCAGGACAUUAAUCUUGUGAAAAGUUUGCUGUAGGUGAAGAAGAACAAUGCAUUAUAACAUGAGAUGGGUUACCUCCACUGAAAAAAAAAAUGUUAUUGUGAAGAUAAAUAGAGCAAGUUUGCUUGUGAUAAACUGGUUAUUAUCCUAAUUAGUCAUAGGAAAUGGUCUCUUCUUUUAGCAUUACACAGUUCAUCAAAUAACGAGUUCUAAGUACACUGGUUUCUGCUGAGGGCAUGGUGCUCAUGCAUGGUUAGCAGAGAUUACAAAGUAACAAAUGGCUGAUGCUCUGUGUAGUGGCAACGGGGCUCAUUCUGUGUUGAAAUGGCAUUGGCUAAACCUCAACAGUUGUGUGGAUGCUCAGCAAUAUUAAAGUGGAGAAUUAAGACAAAGCUGGUUAGAGAGGACUCUUGUGUAAUUACUAUUCAUUUCAAUCAUAAAUAAAAAACAAAAUAACUGUGUUGCUUUUUCCCUUCUUUAUGAAUAAUAUUUUCAGCUGAUGUAUUUUGUUUUAUUUUCUUGCUUAUUUAAAGUCCAGUAUUCUUUGCUUCCAUUCCUUUUCCAUCCCUCAAGAUAAAUGAUGCAAUGCGGGGAAAUUUUAGGUCUCUUGUAUAUUCUUUGGAUUAGCUUUUCCUAAAAAUGUGCAGGCAAGUUGUUUUGACCAAGCAGGGAGUGAAUGCAGGAGUGAAAAUGGUCUUUAUUCCAGAGCUCUGAAUGAGGAUGGGGUGUGUGUGCGUGCAUGCGCGUGGGUGUGCGUGCAUGCUAAGUCAAGCGCUCCACAGUACAGAGCCUAACUUGCAGGGGAGGCUGGACAUACAUACCUGGCACUGUCUAAAACUCACAAAAGCUUCUCAACACGUAUGGAAAGCAAGCCAAAUAUGGUGCACUCUGUUUGCUGAAAGAAGACAAUUAUCAUUCUAAUUUUAAUAAUUAGUACAACUGAUGAGAAUUUAAUUGUUAUGAUCCCUUUCCCCACUUGUCCUCCAGCUCGGUGAAACAGUUGGCAUGUGCUGAAGUCUCCUCAAACUGUAUGUGCAUUAAAUUGACCAAGUGUUCAAUUUCUGUUUUUCACACAUGAAAUUAUGUACAAUCUUUGGAAAAAAUCUAGCCCUUAGAGGUUUUUUUCCCCCCCUUUCUCUUGUAGCAGUUUUAAAAUGUCCUAUUUUGCUUUCAUGUACAUUUAAACCCAGCAGAAAAAAAAAAAAAAGAAAAAAAAAAGAAAAAAGAAAAAAAGAAAAUUGUGCUUGGCAUUCACUAGUGUCUCAAUGUGGCAAAGUUGUGUCAGACUAUCUUGAUAACUUUGUGCAAAAGUUCAUUGCCAUAUUUGUACUGACUUGCUGAAAAUUCUUUUCUGGGAAGUAGCCCCAAUGGUAUCCUCUGUAAAAGUUAUGACUUCUACAAGUAUAUUACUGUAGAAAUCUCUGCCUGAAGUGGAUGUCAUGCUGCGUGUUCCUAUCACAUGGGAGUUUUUGCAUUGGCUGUUGUUCGAAUGGUUCUUAUUUAUGUACCUAAUUUUUUUAAUGAGUUGUGCAUAUCUUUUUUAAAAAAAGACCAAGGAAACAACCCAUGGAUUUGAAAUCUUUCAAAAAUAAAUUCACACUUAGUAGCAGCUGGAUGUAUGUCAGUGGUAAAGGAAUUUUCAAAGUCUGCUUUUUCACUGUGGGAUUUAUGGAUAGAUUAUGCUCGAAGUCUUUGCAAAAGAAAAUGUAUGUAAAUGUCUAUUUUAUAUAAAAUGUAAGAAAAAUAA